CUUCACUUUUUCCCUUUCCUUCAUUUUCAUUCCACAAUUUUCCCUCUCACUCUCUCAUUUUUCCGACAAAGAUCACCCUCCACCUCCAAAUCCAUUUCCAAAUAUACUAACAACACCCCACUUCUUGUACUUCCACACCUCCCUCUUUCUCUACUUCAAAGUUCACUUCUUUUCUCCAUUUUGUGAACACCCUUUUGAGAGUUACUCUCAAUGACAUCAGGUACAAGACUACCAACAUGGAAGGAGAGAGAGAACAACAAGAGGAGAGAGAGAAGAAGAAGAGCUAUAGCUGCUAAGAUCUUCUCUGGUUUGAGAAUGUAUGGUAACUUUAGAUUACCUAAACAUUGUGAUAACAAUGAAGUUCUUAAAGCUCUUUGUAAUGAAGCUGGUUGGACUGUUGAACCUGAUGGAACCACUUAUCGUAAGGGAUGCAAGCCUUUAGAGAACAUGGAUAUGGUUGGUGGAUCAUCAGCUGCAAGCCCUUGUUCAUCUUACCAUCCAAGCCCCGGCUCGUCUUCCUUCCCGAGUCCAUCUUCAUCCCCUUACGCUGCAAAUCGUAACGCUGAUGGUAAUUCCCUCAUUCCAUGGCUCAAAAACCUCUCCACAGCUUCAUCUUCAGGAUCAUCUCCGAAACUUCCUCAUCCCUACUUUCAUAGUGGCUCCAUCAGUGCUCCUGUCACACCUCCCCUGAGCUCUCCGACUUCUAGAACACCGCGAUUGAAUGCUGACUUCGAUGAUCAAUCUGCACGGCCCGGGUGGACCGGACAACAUUACUCAUUCCUGCCUUCUUCCGGUCCUCCAAGCCCUGCCCGUCAGAUAGUUGAUCCUGAAUGGUUUGCUGGGAUCAAACUUCCACAUGCUAGUCCAACUUCUCCGACAUUCAACCUUGUAUCUCGAAGCCCAUUUGCCUUCAAGGAAGAUGGUUUUUCGGGCGGUGGUUCGCGCAUGUGGACCCCUGGACAGUCAGGCGCGUGUUCUCCAGCUAUUGCAGCAGGCUUUGAUCAAACAGCUGACAUUCCAAUGUCUGAAGCCAUCUCAGAUGAAUUUGCAUUUGGAAGUAACACAUUUGGGAUUGUGAAGCCUUGGGAAGGAGAAAGGAUCCAUGAAGAAUUUGUAGCAGAUGAUCUUGAACUCACACUUGGUAACUCAAAGACCAGGUGAAUUCUAUGUAAAUAGGAAUGUCAACAUUAACUUGUGUUGCAAACCUCCUAGGACUCCACUGCAAGUGAUUGGUACGUAGUGUGUUGUAAACUCCAAGAUACCAAGCUCGAUUAAAAAAAAAUGUAAUUACAUAAACAUUAACUUAUGUUGGUUUUUGUUGAGUAAGAAAUGUUUGAGGUAACGGAGGUGAGUGGAAGAAGCUGUAGUCAUUUUUUUUUCCUUUGCAAUUUUUCCUUUACAUUUGGCUAGUGCUCCAGUAAUAUAUACAUGUUUUUAGUUAGGUGUGGCGUGGAUUUUCAACCGAUUCUUUUCCAUUGUUGUAAGUCUUGUUAAACCUUAUUAUUGGACUCGUUAAUAUACUUUAUCAAUCGGCUUGGUUUGCCACUGAAAAAA
This is a messenger RNA of Medicago truncatula (barrel medic), 1554 nucleotides long. Its product is annotated as BES1/BZR1 homolog protein 4. The coding region runs from base 211 to 1161 and encodes 316 amino acids. Lineage: Eukaryota; Viridiplantae; Streptophyta; Magnoliopsida; Fabales; Fabaceae. Gene Ontology annotation, biological process: brassinosteroid mediated signaling pathway; DNA-templated transcription. The transcript has 3 exons. The record is from RefSeq and is a predicted model, not a curated record. Gene Ontology annotation, molecular function: DNA-binding transcription factor activity.